This is a messenger RNA of Episyrphus balteatus (marmalade hoverfly), 2944 nucleotides long. RefSeq names its product G patch domain-containing protein 1 homolog. Gene Ontology annotation, molecular function: RNA binding. Lineage: Eukaryota; Metazoa; Arthropoda; Insecta; Diptera; Syrphidae. The transcript is spliced from 3 exons. Gene Ontology annotation, cellular component: nucleus. Gene Ontology annotation, biological process: mRNA processing. The record is from RefSeq and is a predicted model, not a curated record. Bases 90 to 2867 code for a protein of 925 amino acids.
UUGCUUCCCAUCGUCAUUCUGCUCUUUUCCAAAUUGUUUUUAGGAAAAAUUUUUAAGAAUUAUUUUUUGUAUGCAAAACCAAACAAAAAAUGGAAGAAGAUGCCCCACUUUGUCGUUAUGGAACUCCAUUAGAUCCCCUAGAAGAAGAUGAAAUUCCAUCAAAAAAACCCGUCGCUAUCGAAGAUCAAAUCGUUACCGAUGAAAAUGGAAAACGCCGAUUCCAUGGCGCAUUCACUGGUGGAUUUAGUGCUGGUUUCUGGAAUACUGUUGGUUCCCUUGAAGGUUGGAAACCGCAAAGUUUCAAAAGUUCACGCUCCGAAAAGGCUGAAAAACGCCAACAACAAUUACCUACCGAUUUCAUGGACGAUGAAGAUUUGGGUGAGUUUGGUAUUGCACCUCAGCGUAUCCAAGCUAGGGAAGAUUUUUCCAAAACCGAUGACACUUCCUCAAGUCGAAAACGCAAGUUGCCUCUAAGAGACAGCGGCGCGAUUCCGGGUAUUCCCGUGUUGCAGCAACUUCUUGAGCCAGCUCGAGAAAAAGUUGCUGUACGUUUGUUGAAACGUAUGGGUUGGAAGCCUAACCAAGGCAUUGGAGCUAGGCAAACUAGAAAAGAGAAAAACCGCUCCAAACAACAGAACAAUAGAGAAAUGUAUGUCAUGAAAAUGUAUGGCUGCACCAAGUCUGGUGAUAGUCAAGAAGAAAUCUCUCCUAAUCUAGGUUCAGACGGGUCUGAAGAAGAUGAUGACGAUGUAGAAGCACUUACAUUCGCUCCCGAUGAUUACGAGCCAUUCACUUGUAGCAUAAAAGAUAACGUCUUUGGGUUGGGUUAUAGUGGAUUGAGUCGCCAGGUCGCUGGCGAAACAAGGUCUCACAUAAACUUGUUCGGACCUUUAGAAGUCUUGGGGAAAGAUAACAAAAAACUGUCUAUAAGAGGACAAGCAUUUGGGGUGGGUGCUUUAGAGGAAGAGGACGAAGAUAUUUACGCUAGGGACGAUAUGACAAAGUAUGACUUUAGUUUGGGUGACAAAAAGAAACGCGAGAAGUCGAAACUCCCAAAAACUCAAGAUCAGACAGUUCUUGAGGGUUUUGCCGAACCAUCACAAAAUUCAAAUGUCAACAAAAUCGUGCAUAUAGUUGAGCUUAAAGCAAAUUUCCAACCAAGAAACUUUCUUCAUAGAAAAUCCCGCUUUGAUCCUCUGCCAGAGGAAAAACUUGCACUUUUAAAACAAAAUGAAGAAGGAAAACGAAAAGGAUUAGGUCGACAUGAUUUGAAUCCAGAUGAUCGUAGGAGUAUACUGGAAGGAGUGAAUAAAAAGGCAGUUGAGCAGAAGGCCGAAAUGGAGGCUUCUGAAUCUAAAAAGUCAUAUUUGCAGCAAAUUAAUGAAAAGUACAAGGAACGAGAAGAUAAGACCAAACGACUCUUGGAACUGAUCUCGUCGAAAGAAGAUAAUUUUGUUAAAGGAGGUCUUGUUACCAGUGCUGGAGUUGAAAUAAUGCAGUCCAGUGAGCUUGAUAAGUCUGUUGACAAUGAAAAUCAGAAAAUUCUGUCGGAAGCUAAGAAACUUACAAAGUCUUUAGACACUACACCUGGAGUAUUUAAACCUUUUGCUAGUAAUGAAGCAAAGCAAGAACGAUAUGAAAAGUUUUUAGAGGCAAAUUUAAAAAAAGAGGAAGACAUUAAGGCAUUUUUAAUCACAAUCCAGCCAGUACACUUGUCGGAAUGGGACAGGGAAAUGGAGCUUAAAGAGUUUGUUCAAGCUAAAAGCAUAUACAAACCACUCAAUGGAAUGAUGUCGGAAAGAUUUGUUUCCAAAACCACUGAUGAAGUUGUUGCAAAAGCACCCACCAAUAUAAUCGAUAAGAAAAUUACGGUAGUUGUGAAGAGAACUAAAGUUCUUUGGAAACCUUGUUCGUUGAUAUGCAAGCGUUUCAAUAUACCCGAACCCUUUGGAGGAACUUUAGUUGAGCCCAAAGUCCCCAAAAAGAACAAGUUCUCUGUUUUUGAUUACAUAGAAAAUUCAAUAAAUUCUAAGAAAGAUUUUGUGACACCGGUUAUUAUACCAAAACAUAUUGAAAAACCUAAAGCAAAACAGGUGCAACCACAAAACAUUCAGAAAACUAAAAGUAAUUCACCUGUUGACGAUGUUAUUCCGUCAACAUCUCGAGAUAUUCAACCACCUGAAUCUCCUGGUUUGAAAAAACCUCUUGUGGAUAGCAAAAAGCCAAAAACUGAAUUGGAACUGAGAAUUGAGGAGAGCAAAAAUAAACAUCCUUCAGAAAAGAAAGAUCUAUUCAAGUGUAUAUUUGAUUCUUCCAGUGAAGAUGAGGAGGAUGACGAAGAUAAAGCGACAAAAAAUGAAGAUGAAACAAAAAGCUCCGCUCCUGUUAUUCCUGCUGAUAUAGCCGAUAGUCUUGUAAAGCCAUCGGCUCCUAUUAAUAUAUUAAGAAAUCACUCACCACCCCGGGGUAUAUUUGCAGCCCUCUUCGCAAAGCCCGAAGUAACAGAAAACCAAUCUAAAAAGACUGAAGUCGAAACAAAUGAAAACUCAAACAAAAUAACUUUCAAACCAAAACAUGAAAGAAAUAUUAAAGAAACUUCUCCAGAAUUAGAAAAUACUUAUGGUCCUAAAAUACCAGACUCUCUUUUAAAAAGUAAAACACAAACUAGCGAAGAGGCUGAUAUCGAUAAAAGACUCGCUGAGCUGUUGUCAUCGAAACCGAUAAAAGCCACUCGAAUUGUUGAAGAAUGGGUUGAAAAGAAAAGCGGAUCUUCCAAGAAAAGUAAAAAGGAAAAACGGGAAAAGAAGAAAAAGAAGGAUGAUCACAAACACAAAAAAUCAAAGAAACAUAAAAAAGAUAAAAAAUAAAUUAAUACAAAUUUUUUUUUUAUUUUUCAAUAUAAAUGUUAAUACAUGUGUAAAUAUUUAUAAUAAAAUCUUUAAAA